This is a messenger RNA of Caenorhabditis angaria, 3127 nucleotides long. The record is from the annotation of a GenBank genome assembly. NCBI's taxonomy places the organism in Eukaryota, Metazoa, Nematoda, Chromadorea, Rhabditida, Rhabditidae.
AUGUGUGAAAGAUUGGAUCUGUGUGACUAUUUCGUAAAUGACAAAUUCAACUACUCAUUGGUGCCACAUCAUCCAUGGUGAGACAUUUCUGCGAAUAAUUUAGGAGGCGCCCUUUUUGUUAAAUUAAAAAAACUUCCAUCUUCAUUUGGCUCCGAGGUGAAAUCUUUCAUUUUCCUUUUUUCAGGAUGCAAAAUGUAGAUUUUCUCAACGCCGAUGUUGCGAAAUAUAUUGAACAUAUGGUAAGUUACACUAAUAUUCUCAAUUCUUCUGUUUUUUCUUCAGAAAUUUAGAAAUAAUGGAUCUGAUGCUCAUAUGAUGGUAAUGAUGCCAGUUGGAAUAUAUGUUCUGACAAGCAAAUAUAUAUUCCCCUUUCAAUUUGUUUUCGGUGUUGUCGGCAACUUUUUGAAUCUUUUGGUGUUGUUGAGCAGAAAUAUGAGAAGUGAGGUAGGUAUUUUGAAAUAUUCAGGGAGUGUUUACGUUUCAAAAUAUUUAGCCCAAUAAUUGUCACUUUGUUAGCUUCAAGUAAAAAAAUUGUGUGUUGAUUUUUGAAGCUUCAUAGGCUGCAAUUACAGAUUUUCGAGUAUCCCACGACUUUCCUCCUACCCAUAGUUUAUAGAGUAAAUAAAUUCAAUUUUAAUUAUAUAAUAAGCCGAGUCACACUUUUUUCAUAUAUGCAUUAUUAUGAUUAAUGAAAAAUGAAAAUGUGACGCGCAAGUUCAAUUUUCAAUUUUCUUAAAAUAGUCGGUCUAAAGAUCAGCGGAAGUAGCGUUAAUGUGAUUGUGAAUGAAUAAAUACAUGUUGCGAAAAUAUGGAGCUUUUCUCACGUGGAAACCCAGAGAUGAGAGAUUAGACAGGGAAACGUACUGGAAAAACUUGGAAACUGAACUGACAAAUCUUUCCUAGGCCAACAUUCUGCUCUCCGCAAUGGCAAUUUGCGACAUAAUCCUCCUCUUCGUAAUGCUUCCAAUCUGCCUUGGCUGCUGGUCGAUUUUCUACAACGCUGACUGGUUUCGAAGUAUCUACUACGCAAGUCACAUCUGGAUCAUAUUUUUCGCCAACUUCCUAUCCUGCAUCACUUCUUGGCUCUGCUUAGCGGUAUCUGUUGAACGGUGAGCUUUUUGAUUUCCUGCCACUUUUUUAUUAUUUUGCAGCAAAACAAACAAAGCUGAAAAGCUUUAAUUUAUUUCCCAUAUAUAUUGAAAUCGUGACCUUGAUUAAAUUUUUCACUUUUUUUCCAUCUAAUGAAAGUUUGAAAAAUCAAAAAAAGGAAAUUAAUUUCGUCAGUCACCAUUUUUAGAUGUAUAUAGUAUUUACUUCUCAUAACAAUGUAUCUGAAAAACAACCAAAGAAGAAGUCAGUUUGUUAUUUUUACAGAUAUAUGGGAAUUCGUUCACCAAUUCAUUUCCGUUAUCAUUGGAGAACAUCACGUGUAUUCAUAAUAAUAUUAGUAAUUGUGAUAUGUUCGGCGUUUUUGACAUUCUUCCACAUUUUCGAGUAUCAAUACGGUUUCGGUUACAUUCAAAAUGGCACUAAAUUAUACGGUUCUCCUAUUAAUAUCGAUCGACUUGUCAAUUAUUCACCACUCAUCAAAAAAACUGUCACAAUUUGCAAAAUCUUCCAAAUGAUAAUUGGUGUUAUCAUUCCAACAGUUGGUAUUCUUAUUCUCAAUCUAAAUAUAAUAUAUCUACUACGGAAAUCAGAGUUUUUGAGUUUCCGCUCGAGCGAAAAUGGUGAUGAGCAAAUGAGGUAACCAUAGUAACAACUUUUUUCAAAUUUUGAUUCUAAAAAUUACUUUUUUGUUGAUCAAAUUAUGAUGAUGAUGUUGAUAAUAAUCAUUUUUCAGUCGAAAAUAUAGCGAUUUGGAUGCGAGACAGAAGAGGGAUCUGAAAGUUACAUUCACAGUUCUAUGCAUAAUUGGAUGCUACAUCAUUACUCAUGUUAGUUUUAAGAAAUGUGGAUUGAGGAACAUACAACAAAUGAACAGAUUGAAAAAAGGCAGCGAAUAAGAGAAGUCUUGUGAAGUUUCGUUGAUAGAAAGUUUGUAAUAGAACAAAUUUCUUCUGAAAAUCCAUGCUCAAUUCUUUUAAAUCAUUAUUAAGUUUUUAAAAACAACUUACGAACUUUCCAGGUUCCAUCCCUAAUCCCGUUUGCUUUCGAAAUAUUCAACUACAACACUCAAUUUAUGACACUCUACGGUAUCCCAUUCGCUUCUUCGUGGCUUAUCACUGGCAAAGUAAAUUAAUCAGAAAUUUGAUAAUUUUCACAAAUAGUCAUUUUCAGGUGGCCAAUUUCGUGCUCUUCUGCAUGUCUUCCGUGUAUUUCCGUCGACGACUAAUGAUUUUAAUUCGUGGACGGGUGGGUUUGAAAAGGAAGAGGUUUGUGUCGAUUUGGUGUUAUUUUCAACUUACCACGUGUGUUUUCUGAUUUCAUACAACGAUUUAAUAAUUAAUAGUUGAUUUCAUUUCACUAUUGCUUCCAGACACACCCGGUUUGAAGUGUUUUUAGCACCCGCGCACCUAUCACACAGUUUCUCUUCUGUUUGUUGUUUGUUACAUUUGCUUUUGAAUAUGCUUUUCUCAUUUUUCUCAUUUUUCCAGUGCAAUUGUUGUUCAGCGACAAAGAAGUUCAGUGGUGUAUCAAGUGCACAGUCGAUUAAAAGCCAAGCUUACAGGCUUAAAAGGUAUCGGUUUUUGGUGGAAUUUGAAAGUAUUUGUUUUGAAAAACUGUAAAAGCUUUUAGAUUCUGAAAUGUGAAAUACGAAAUGAACCAGUAAAUAAAUUGCGAAAGUUAGUAGGAGCUGAAAAAUCUUGUGAUUUUCAAAUUUGCAAACACUGCGACGCACUUCUGCGUACAGUAAGGUUUGAACUUUCAGAUACUUUCAAUCCUUCGUUUCUUUCUUUCGUUUAGUUCAAGUCAUACCAGUUAAAAGCAGAAGCUUCGUGGGUGGUCUUGGUUGGCCAACCGCAACAUCUGCUUUGCCGCCUUUAAAUUUUCAGUUCUGAGUUAUUUACCUUAAAAUUUGAUCACUAACAAUUUCAAUAUUCCACCAAGAAUAUCUCAUUAUUUCAGACAUCGAUAUCGCGAUGACGUCCAGCGACAGAGUAGCUGUUUGACACAAGUUGAAUAA